ACAUCAUGUACCCCAAUAAUCACCCAUGUUGGGAUGACUAAUGCUAAAAAAGGUUUAGGUACGUUUGUUACACUUUCAAACGUUGGAGACAAAAGUGCAAAUUCGCUUUCAAUGAAGAUGAACCCCUUUCUCCUUUGGCAAUUUGCAAACCAACUUUAUAUUUUCUCUGCUACUUCAGCUCGCUUUCUAACUUUGGAUGCUUUCUACUUUCUCUCUCUAGGGUUUCUCUUCUGCAGGUGGAGUGAGUGCACUUUGAAAAUGGUGAGACAGAAGAUUCAGAUCAAGAAGAUUGAUAACUUGACUGCACGCCAAGUGACCUUUUCAAAGAGAAGAAGAGGGGUUUUUAAGAAGGCUCAAGAACUCUCCACUCUUUGUGAUGCUGAGAUUGCCCUAAUUGUUUUUUCUGCCACUGGAAAACUCUUCCAUUAUUCUAGCUCAAGCAUGAUGGAAUUAAUUGAAAGGCAUGGAAGGCAAUCAGAGAACUCGAGCAAAUUAGGGCAACCAUCUCUCCAACUUCAAGAAAAUGAUAGCUAUGGCUUGCUCAGCAAGUUGCUAGUGGAAAAGACUCGUGAAUUAAGGCAACUCAAGGGAGAAGAGCUCCAAGGACUUGACACGGAUGAGUUGAUCAAACUAGAGAAAAGGGUACAAGGAGUACUAAACCAUGUUGUGGAAACAAAGAAUGACAAGUUUUUUAAAGAGAUAAAUAUGCUCAUGAAAAAGGAAUCUAAAUUAAUGAAAGAAAAUGCUAAGUUAAAACAGCAAGCAGAAAAACCUGAUGGUACUGGAAAUAGUAUUGAGCGAAGCAAUUCAUCCGAGUGUAUCACCAAUUCU
Olea europaea var. sylvestris is the source of this 831-nucleotide messenger RNA. RefSeq names its product MADS-box protein SVP-like. The transcript has 8 exons. Gene Ontology annotation, molecular function: DNA-binding transcription factor activity, RNA polymerase II-specific; protein dimerization activity; RNA polymerase II cis-regulatory region sequence-specific DNA binding. The record is from RefSeq and is a predicted model, not a curated record. NCBI's taxonomy places the organism in Eukaryota, Viridiplantae, Streptophyta, Magnoliopsida, Lamiales, Oleaceae. Gene Ontology annotation, cellular component: nucleus. The annotation marks the transcript as partial. Gene Ontology annotation, biological process: positive regulation of transcription by RNA polymerase II.